AUGUCGACCUCUGUCAAGCUACAGUACCUCUCAGGGGAAGUCUUGGCAGUACUGGAGGGGCUGAAAGACGAUGAUACUCUGCAGACGGUGAAGGCUUUGGGUGACACGCACCUGCCACCGGGCGUCUCCAUCGACUCGCUACUCGGCGACGACUCUGCAGUCUGCUCGCUCUCAGAACCGCUCAGCAGCGCGCCCGGCGUAGGUGAGAAGCAGCUGACGGUGGUCACCGGAGAGCAACCACCAGAGAGGUAUGUGACUUUGGACAACGGUGGCCAUCCCUUCCUGGUGAGCAUUUUAUCUCGGAAUGCAGAACAUUCUGUGAGCAUCUGCUGCCUGAAGGGUGAUGCUGGCCCUGACGAGGCUUCUUCUCCCUCAGGAGAGGUGAAGAAGCAGAAGGUUGGAAAAUGGAUGUGGCUCCACAACUAUGAGACCCAAAAGCCGCUCUUCCAUGAGCGUGUGAAGCAGGUCUGGGUGGGCAAGAGCCCACUGAAUCGGAUGACGCGCUCCAGUGGCGGGCAUGGCGCCGACUUUGAUGGAAACUCAAUCCUGGUCGAAAAGAUGGAUGGCGACUACAUCUUUGUGGGUCAUGAGGUGCUUUCCUUCAAAGCUCCUGCCAAGCUCGUGGAACACGUCUCUCCCGUGGGGAACAGCUCGGUGCCAUAUCCCUAUGCCGUGGAUGCCGAUGGGCGACACUACCUGUUCAUUGAGAAGGUGGUACUUGAUCAGAUUCCCACAGAUGCAGAGCAUCCAGAUGAUCCAGAUCCGUAUACGCACUACUACGAGAUGAAGCUCGACCAAUGUGAUUUUCGACUCACUUGCGAUGGCCACAAAUUGAGUCCAUACCAUGCUGCCUCGGGCCGACUGCCGGCCGGCGCCCAGUGCCAGAAGGUCUCUGCCGAGGGCACGGAGGAGCUCUCGCCUGAGAGGGUCAUAGAGCUCGGGCGGCAGAUGAUGAAAGCCCACGGCCUCAGUUUCCUCGAAGGGCUGGAAGUCAUGGCACCGCGGAUGUAG
Durusdinium trenchii is the source of this 1011-nucleotide messenger RNA. The record is from the annotation of a GenBank genome assembly. Lineage: Eukaryota; Dinophyceae; Suessiales; Symbiodiniaceae.